Messenger RNA from Staurois parvus, 346 nucleotides. NCBI's taxonomy places the organism in Eukaryota, Metazoa, Chordata, Amphibia, Anura, Ranidae. The record is from the annotation of a GenBank genome assembly.
UUGCCGCCACCUCUGUACUCACCAACUUUUACAGCGGAACUUUACCCAAAAGUGGAAGUUCCAAUUGUUGGCAUUCCCCCUUCCCCCCCCCCCCACUGCCACCAACGAUGGGGCACUAUUCCUCCCCCCACUGACACCAAUGAUGGAGCACUAUUCCUCCCCCCACUGACACCAAUGAUGGGGCACUAUUCCUCCCCCCACUGACACCAAUGAUGGGGCACUAUUCCUCCCCCCACUGACACCAAUGAUGGGGCACUAUUCCUCCCACUGACACCAAUGAUGGGGCACUAUUCCUCCCGCUAACACCAAUGAUGGGGCACUAUUCCUCCCACUGACACCAGUGAUG